AUGAAGGUCAGACUUCCAAAGCUGGAACUGAUAAAGUUCAACGGACACCUGAAAAACUGGCUGCCUUUCUGGAACCAGUUUGAUGCCGCAAUUCACCAGAAACCUGACUUGACACCGUGCGACAAGUUUAACUACUUAAAUGCGGCACUGACAGGGGAUGGAGCGGCAGCCAUUGAUGGACUUCAGCCCACAGCAGGGUGCUACGCGGACGCCAUCGAUCUCCUACAGCGGCGCUUCGGGAAUCAAGAAGCGCUAAUCCAGGAUCACAUGGAAAGCCUCGUGGACAUACAACGUGUUCCACCUCAGCGCAACGUCAAAAUCCUGCGGCGAUUGUAUGAUAGCCUGCAAGCUCGCGUCCGGGGUCUCAAGGCACUGGGCGUGAGCGAAGAAUCCUACUGUUCAAUGCUUUACCCGGUGCUCCUUCGAGCGCUCCCAAGAGAAAUGACCAUCGAAUACCACCGAAAGACACUGCAGGGGGAAGCCGAGAGUGCCACCGCCAGUAGAUCUGUACCAGCGUCACAGACAAGUUUAGGACCUAAUACAGAUCGCACACAUCUGAGAGCGCUUUGGACUCUCCCCGAGGUUCUGCACAUCGAGGUGGAGAGUCAGGAAAAGGCAUCUAAAGAACGGCCAGAGGACACUGGUGGUAAAUCUACACCCCAUUUCACCAAACGCGAGGCGCAGAAGAAGUCUACAGAUCCCGACAUGCCACGAACCUUUACUGCUACGGCUCUGCAUGGUGUUGUGGAAGGUCUCGAAAUGCUUCUUCUGCAAAUCAAAAAAGCAUGGAACACCCGACUGCAACUCAAGGAUAACGCUAGCUGA
This is a messenger RNA of Ixodes scapularis (black-legged tick), 825 nucleotides long. RefSeq lists its product as uncharacterized. The transcript has a single exon. The record is from RefSeq and is a predicted model, not a curated record. Lineage: Eukaryota; Metazoa; Arthropoda; Arachnida; Ixodida; Ixodidae. Bases 1 to 825 code for a protein of 274 amino acids.